GGCUAGCUGGGCCUGUACCUUUUCUUUUUAGAAGUGGGGUUGGGUGAUACUGAUGUACGGUGGAGUCUUUAUUCCUCCCCACCCCUGGGGGAGUUGAUUUUGGGGAGGCAGAGGGGAAGAAUGCAUGGAAUGGAACCCGUGGAAUUAUAUUAGCUUCAUUUAGCUAAUAAGAACUUGUGAGAGAGCUUGGCCUUUUCCCGAUUUUUAAAUUUUAGGAAUAAUGCCUUUUAAGUUGUGGGGUUGAAGACAGACCAUGUACGUGAAGCCCUUAGCUUUGGUUUUACAAAUCAUAUUCGUGAUUACGCAGCUUUCUCCCAUUAAUACUCAGGCGUGUCCUCGCCGUUUUCUUCUCACAUCUCUGAGAGAGAUGCCUAGUAGGGACAGCUGUUUUCUAGACCUGGAGAAAUGCAAAGUCCUCUCUCUUUAAGACAAAUGAGCAUUCCAAAAGGUUUGGGAUAUCUGACCAUUAUGGCACCAAGAAACUUCUUGUGUAUGAGAGGUAACUUUCUCUUUGGUUCAAGAUGUUGGAUGAUCCGCUUUCCUGCAAAAAUCCUCCUUAAAUUAGUUUCGUUUAGGCUUUACAGCGUGAAGUGUGGUAAUACAGACAAUGAGUCUUCAGAGAAUGAAGAACUACUGAAUAACCUACUUAAAAUGGGAGUAGAUGUUGACAUGGCGAAAAAACGACAGCCUGGAGUUUUUAAUAGGAUAGGAACUAAAGAGCAAGACCUGAAGAUGUUCCUUCUAUCCAAAGGAGCUAGCAAAGAAGUGAUUGCUAGCAUUAUAUCAAGAUAUCCACGAGCCAUUACACGCACACCUGAAAGUCUUUCAGAACGGUGGGAUCUGUGGAGAAGAAUUACGACAUCAGACCUUGAAAUUAUAAACAUCUUGGAACGUUCUCCUGAAUCUUUUUUUCGGUCCAGAAACAACCUAAACUUAGAAAAUAAUAUCAAGUUCCUCUACUCAGUUGGAUUGACCCAUAAAUGCCUUUGUCGAUUGUUGACCAAUGCCCCACGUACCUUCUCCAAUAGUCUAGAUCUGAAUAAACAGAUGAUUGAACUUUUGCAAGAAGUCUGUUUGUCAUUGGGUCACAAUGAGCCCAGAGAUUUUGUUGGGAAGAUAAUUUUUAAAAACCCUUUCAUUUUAAUUCAGAGUACCAAACGGGUGAAAACUAACAUUGAGUUUUUACAGUCAACUUUCAACUUGAACAAUGAGCAGCUGCUCAUUCUGCUAUGUGGUCCAGGAGCUAAAAUUCUAGACCUUUCCAAUGACUAUGUCAGCAGAAACUACACAAAUAUCAAGGAGAAGCUGUUUUCUCUUGGGUGUACUGAAGAAGAGGUGCACAGGUUUAUCUUAAGCUAUCCAGAUGUGGUCUUCUUGGGAGAGAAAAAGUUUAAUGAUAAAAUAGACUGCCUCCUAGAAGAAAAAAUUAGCGUAUCACAAAUAAUUGAAAAUCCUCGGAUUUUGGAUUCAAGCAUAAGUACUUUAAAAAGUCGAAUCAAAGAAUUGGUAAAUGCUGGCUAUAAUUUCAGUACAUCAAACAUCACUCUUUUAUCUUGGAGUCAAAAAAGAUAUAAAGCUAAAUUGAAAAAGUUAAACACUGAACAGAACAUUGUUCUAGGGAAUUAAAAAGUAUCUUAUAAUGUAAUGAUAACCUCAUUUUGAAUUUGGGCCUUUCAAAAAGGAGAGGUUUGGUUUCUUAACUGUAUAUACUGUAUAACCUGCAAAAAUUGCUGCUAAUGAUCCUUUGGAUAUUUUACUGUAAAGGCUUGUAAAAACUCAUGGUCAGGAUGCUCUAGUAUAGUUUUUCCAGUUAUCUUUUCUCUAGUUUGAAUUAAUACAACAUCCAAUUAUAUGAUACAGGCUGUGACUGUCCUAUGAAUGGUAGUUUCCUGAGUGUAGGACAGAACAAUAUGUGGAAAGAUAAAAAGUACAAAAUAAGCUUUUGGUUCCUAUUCAGAUUAAAAAAUCAACAGAGUCAUUUGGAUAGUUCUAUUUCCUCUCAGGGUUUUGAAUGGCAACUGAUUUCUCCUGUUCCCACAUAUCUAAUUGUGGCUCAUCUUCAAAAUAAAAUGCCAGUAAAAAUCUGACAAACCAGAAAGGAGGGGUUUUUAUCUCAAGUUCUACAUUCUCCAAUUAAACCAUUAGUAUGUUCCCCCUACCCCCCCCCCCCAACUUAGGCUCAAUUUACUAUGGGUAUAUCCUGAUUUUCUUUGAAGAAAAUGGCAACUAUGAUGGGCAGAAAAAUGGCCACCCAAAGAUGUCAGUGUCAUAAUUCCCAGAAUCUGAAUGUGUUAUGUUACACUGGAAAAGGACUUUGCAGAUGCAAUUAAAUUACAGACCUUAAGACAGGGAGAUUAUCCCAGAUUAUCUGUGUGGGCCCAAUGUAAUCAUAUGGGUCCUUCAAAAUGGAAGAGGGAUGUAACAGAGGAGGUCAGAGUAAUAUGAUGUAAGGACUUGACCCUAUUUACUGGCUUUGAAGGAGGAAGGGACCAUGAGCCAAGGAAUGCAGGUGGCCUCAAAGAAAAUGGAAAAGGCAAGGAAAUGUUCUCCCCUAGUGCUACUAGAAAGGGACACAGCCCUGCUGGGACCUUAAAUUUAGCACUCUGAGACAUGUGUCAAACUUCUGACAUUCAGAACUAAUAUAAUCAUUUUGUGUUGUUUUAAGCCACUGAGUGUGUGUCUGUUGUUACAGCAUCGAAUAGAUGAAUAUAGGAACUAAAUGAUAAUUAGUUGCAUUAUAGGUGAAGAAGUCACAAAAUAUGGUUCUUUUAGCAUAUCUGUGUUUCUUUCUCUUGUAAUUAACUUUUUUUAAAUCCACAUACCUUUUUGGAAUGAUGACUAAGUUACUGUUUGUGAAGACCUCUAAAUGUAUAAAAAACUAAAUGUAAGUAAUAAAGUCUAAAUAAAGAAAUAUUUUUACCUGAUAAUGUAGUUUAAAGAAAUGGUUAUAGUUUCUAUAUAUUUAUGUUUUAUGGGAAUUUCAUCUAAUAUAAAUAAAGAACAAGAGAUUUUUAGAUGCACUGACUUAAAAAAUGACAAACCAGGUAAUGACUUGAAGACAUUUGCAAUCUAGCUCUGAUUUGAACUGAAAGAGAAGGGACAAAUUAUAUGACCUUAGUUACUUUCCACUGUUUUCCAGAGGCAUUUGUUUUCUAGAUAUGGAUUUUGAAUUAAAUAACAAUGGUGCUAAACCUCUUAAACCUUAUUUCCUAUCAGUGAUACCUCCAAAAAACCGUUCAUGACAUGGAUAGAAACAUAAUGCCUGUGGCCUUUUUCAAGGCCAUUUUAUGUCAAUGAUAGUCUUAUAAUUAUUUCCAAUGCACUAUUUGAUGGCAAGUAUGGCAUGGUUAAGAAAACAUAGGCUUUAGAGAGAUACUUAUUUAGAGUGAUAUAUCUGGGCAUCAUUCCUGACCGGCUCUGCACCUUUGUGUAAAUAUUUUAACUUCACUGAACUUGUUUUCUCAGCUGUAAGAUUAAAAAUUGGCCUCACAGAUGGCAAAUAUCAGAUGAUAUGGAGUCUCUAAGUCUUUUUGCAGAUGGUAACUGUCCAAUGGUAGCUGUAAUACAGUUAUAAUAAUAUUUUUAAAAAUAGAUUUAUGGAUAAAUAAUUCACAUAACUCACCAACUUAAAUUAUACAGUUCAAUAUUUUUUAUACUCCUAGAGCUGUAUAAUCAUCACAAUCUAAUUUUAGGAUAUGUUUAUGCCCCCUAAAAGAAACCCUUUGCCUAUUAGCAGUAAAUUCCCAUUGUCCCCUCCCUUCCCUGGCCCUAAACAACCGAUGAUCUACUCUCUGUCUCUCUAAAUUUGUUUAUUCUGUAAUUUCAUAUAAAUGGAAUUAUCCAAUAUGUGGUCUUUUGUGACUGGCUUCUUUCACUUAGCAUCAUGUUUUCAAGUUUGGUCCAUGUAGCACAUAUCAGUAUUUUAUUACUUUUUAUUCCCAAAUAAUAUUCCAUUGUAUAGGUAUAAUAGUAUUAUUGGGAGUAAAUAUUAUUGUUAACAAAGCAUUGGUUCCCUACAUCUUCUGAAUUUUAUGAAGUAUUUUCUGAGGCAUUGCUUUGGAAUUUAGCAAUAAGGAACCUGAGGGACGUGGGUGGCAGAAGAGAUAAAACAUUAUUGGCAUCAAAACUGGACGGCUCCAUGCAAAAGAAUGAAACUGGGCCACUUUCUUACACCAUGUACAAAAAUAAACUCAAAAUGGGUUAAAGACCUAAAUGUGAGACCUAAAACCAUAACUCUUGGAAGAAAACAUAGGCAGUAAUCUCUUGGGCAUCAGCCUCAACAAUAUAUUUAUGGAUAUAUCUCCUCAGGCAAGGAAGACAAAAGCAAAAAUAAGCUAUUGGGACUACACCUGAAUAAAAAGGUUUUGUACAGCAAAUGAAACCUGCAAGAAAACAAAAAGGCAACCUAGUGAAUGGGAGAGAUAUUUGCAAAUGAUACAUCUGAUAAGGCAUUAAUAUCCAAAAUAUAUAAAGAACUUAUACAACUUAACAACAACAACAAAAAAAUCAAACAAUUUGAUUAAAAAAUAGGCAGACUGGGGUGCCUGGGUGGCUCAGUCAGUUAAGCGUCUGACUGGAUUUAAUCUCAGGUUAUGAUCUCAUGGUUUGUGAGAUCAAGCCCCAUGUCGGGCUGUGCUCUGACAGCCUGGAGCCUCCUUGGGAUUUUCCCUCUCCCUCUCUUUGCCCUCCCCCUUCUCUCUCUCUCUCUCUCUCUCUCUCUCUCUCUCUAAAUAAACUUAAACAAAAAUGGGCAAACUAUCUGAAUAGACAUUUUUCCAGAGAAGACAUACAGAUGGCCAACAGAUACAUGAAGAUACUCAACAUCACUAACAAGGAAAUACAAAUUAAAACCACAAUGAGAUAUCCCCUCAUGCCAGUCAGAAUGGCUACUAGCGUCCAUGUGUUGGUGAGGAUAUGGAGAAAAGGGAGCCAUUAAUGCACUGUUGGUGGGAAUAUAAAUUGGUGUGGCCACUGUAGAAAACAGUAUGGAGGUUCCCCAGAAAAUUAAACAUAGAAAUACCAUAUGAUCCAGUAAUUCCACUACUAGGAUCAGCAUAUAUGAAAUAAAUGAUACCUGCAUGUUGAGUUGGUGUGGGUGGGGGAAGCAAGCAUAAUUUUAAGUGUUAAGCUUUACAUCCAAAAAUUAUUAAAAAUCCCUUCUCCAGUAUUUGCUGUAUUCUCUUUAUGGCUAAUGUAAAUAAAAUAUAAAGGAGC
Messenger RNA from Panthera uncia (snow leopard), 5214 nucleotides. RefSeq names its product mitochondrial transcription termination factor 1 (gene MTERF1). Gene Ontology annotation, molecular function: double-stranded DNA binding. The record is from RefSeq and is a predicted model, not a curated record. The transcript is spliced from 3 exons. Gene Ontology annotation, biological process: termination of mitochondrial transcription; regulation of DNA-templated transcription. Lineage: Eukaryota; Metazoa; Chordata; Mammalia; Carnivora; Felidae. Gene Ontology annotation, cellular component: mitochondrial matrix. The coding region runs from base 406 to 1626 and encodes 406 amino acids.